This is a messenger RNA of Dictyostelium discoideum AX4, 225 nucleotides long. RefSeq lists its product as hypothetical. Bases 1 to 225 code for a protein of 74 amino acids. The record is from RefSeq and is a predicted model, not a curated record. The transcript has 2 exons. NCBI's taxonomy places the organism in Eukaryota, Evosea, Eumycetozoa, Dictyosteliales, Dictyosteliaceae.
AUGGAAAAAAAAAAACAAAAAGUUGAACAACAAAUUUCAACAAAUUUUGACAAUAUGAAUUCUGAUAGGAAUGUGGUGGUUCAAACAAUUAAAGAUCCAACAACAGAGGAGGAUUAUAAAUCAAAUUCAAUGGAAAGAAUGAAUUCAGAACCUAUUAAACUUUCUAUUGUGUUGGUGAGUUAUCGUAUGAACAUGGGUGCUGCGACCGCCAAGACCAAAGAAUAA